CCUACUUUACAUAUAUUUUUUUAACAUAAAAUAAGGGUCGCUAUACACGUAUUGAUAAUUAAUAUUUAGAAAUAGCACAUGUUGGACAGACUAACGUAUGUUUAAUAAUAAUAGGUAUAAUCUUUUUGUUACAAAACCUGUAAAAAUUGUUGUAAAGUAACACUGCUCUACGGUAUUCUUCUUUACAACUUUUUUUCAAAUUCAAAAUCUUGAUAACCACACAAAGAGCAACUUUGAAUUGAAAUUACUACGUAUCUCUCAAAAUAGGUACUUUCAACAGCCGCAAUAAAAAAUAGUACCGUUGCUCGAAAGGCCAUAUUUUUGAAUGUUGUCUAUAAUCCUCAUUUUUUUUUAAAUCAGUAAAUACCUACCUACCUAUUUUUACUUUUAAAACAUAUCAAACCUGUAUUUUGUGACACUAAAGCGAUAUGUCACGUUUUUUUUUUUAAUUUAUACAUUUAAAGAAAAAAUAGUAUAAAUCACUCGGAAUAAAAGGCUUUUUACGACUUCUGAAAAAUUAAAGAAAACACUUUUUGGUCCUUCUACGUCUCGAAACUCAAAACCGCAUCACCGUUACCUUUUUUCUCGACUGCUUCUACCGCCUCCAGCUACCGUACCGUCACGUGGUGCGCACGCCAGCCAAUGGCGCCACAAUCCGUCCCGACUUCGCACUGGCAUCUAGCGUGCCGUUCUCGUCAAACCAGUUCUGAUCGAACCGUUCGCCCGGCAGGUACGCGACAGUUGAUAUGACACUUCUUACGUGAAAACGAGUUUCUGUGCAGCCGUGUGAUCGGUGUCCGUAAAAAUGAUGGAAGAUCCGACGCAAGUGUUGUUCACGGAGUUACCAGUGCCCUUGUUGUCCACAGCCGCGUUGCUGAGGCACCACCAUCAUACAAGGUACCAGCCGUACCAUCUUCCGCACAGGUUUCACAUACAAGAGUUCAUAGAGCCCUACCAAGAACCGCAAACUGAAUUGGACUCCGGGAAAACGAAUAUAAGUUGCUUGUAUCCGGAGAUAUUGGCGAUCAUCUUUAGCUAUUUGGACGUUAAGGAUAAGGGCAAAGUGGCCCAAGUUUGUACCACUUGGAGAGACGCUGCGUACCACAAGUCCGUUUGGAGAGGUGUGGAAGCAAAGUUGCACUUGAGGAGGGCAAAUCCCUCGUUGUUUGCUUCGUUGGUUAGGAGAGGCAUCAAGAGGGUGCAAGUACUGAGUCUGAGGAGAUCGCUUAGAGAUGUUAUACAAGGCAUCCCUAAUCUGGAAUCCCUCAACCUUAGCGGAUGUUACAACGUGGCAGACGUGGGCAUCUCGACGGCAUUCGUCUCAGACUGUCCAUCGCUCACCCAACUCAACCUGUCGCUGUGCAAACAGGUCACCGACAACUCUCUCAGCAGGAUAGCUCAGUACCUGAAGAACUUGGAGGUGUUGGAGUUGGGCGGGUGUUGCAACGUCACGAAUACCGGGCUGGUGUUGAUCGCCUGGGGACUGAAGAAGUUGAAGAGACUGAAUUUGAGGAGUUGCUGGCACGUCAGCGACCAGGGUAUAGGGCACCUAGCUUUAGGAAACCAAUCUCUGGAGUAUUUAGGACUCCAAGACUGCCAAAGACUUUCCGACGAAGCCCUCAAGCACGCCACGGGCCUCACCUCGCUGAAAUCCAUCAACCUUUCGUUCUGCAUCAGCAUCACGGACAGCGGUCUCAAACAUCUCGCCAAAAUGUCCAAUCUGCGCGAGUUGAACCUCAGGUCGUGCGACAACAUCUCCGACAUAGGCAUGGCCUAUUUAGCAGAAGGUGGGUCUAGGAUUUCUUCCCUAGAUGUGUCGUUUUGCGACAAAAUCGGCGACCAAGCUUUAACGCACAUCUCCCAAGGACUGUUCAAUUUGAAAAGUUUGUCGUUGAGUGCGUGCCAGAUAUCGGACGACGGUUUGGCCAAAAUAGCGAACACUUUGCACGAUUUAGAGACUCUCCAUAUAGGCCAGUGCAGUCGAGUGACCGAUAAAGGUUUAACGAACAUAGCCGAUUCGCUUACUAGAUUAAAGUGUAUAGACUUGUACGGGUGUACGAGGAUAACGACUGUAGGGUUAGAGAAGGUUAUGAAAUUGCCGCAAUUAAGCGUGUUGAAUCUGGGGUUGUGGCACGUCAGGUGAAACGCGUUCCUUUAGAUAGAUAUGCGAAUUUUGAAUUUUUUGGUGAAAGGAAAUUUUCGAAAUCUGCGAGGUGAGUCUGAAAGGUUCCACAAGAUUGCGGGUUUACAUGGUUUUGCGAUGUUCUAGAAUCUACUAGAAAGUACGUAAGACGGUUUGAAAUUGUUUAGAGCAAAUCUGUUCAUCAAAUCCAGCAUAAAAUAAUUUAUAGUUUUUCAUAUAUUACGCUUCAUAUAAAUUAUUGAACAUUGCAAAAUAAUUUUUUUAACAAAAUGGUUAUUUCUGGUACUUUUAGAGUUAAUAUUUCGCUGUCAGGAUAAAAAUUUCACUCUAUAUAUUUUGCUAAAAUUUUCGGCUGUUUAACAAUGUUUGAUAAAUUAACAUUAAAAAUCUUUUCAAAUAUUUAGCAAAAUGCUCGAAAAAUACGCAUUUUUAUAAUUUUACCAGUGGAUUUAUGCAUACAUAUUUUGGUAACUUUAAAUUUUAUGGACAAAAAAUUACAUUUUAGUAAAAUGUUCCUCAAAAACCAUAAGAUGCUAUGAAAAAAGCACGUUCUUAUUUUUAACUCUUUCUGCCAACUUCCGAUUUUUCGUAAUUCUCUUUAAAGCAGCUCAUAGAGAUUCGGAUUCUACUCAAUGAGACCUACAAAAGGAUAUAUCAUAAUAAAACAAACAAUUUUUAAUAUUUUCGGGCGCCAUAUUGGAUCUACCAUUUUGUAUUUCUAAUUUUUAGGGUCAUAUUCAAAAUCAACGAUUUUGAAAACCCUAUAGAAAUUCAUCAGGUUUCUUUUUUAUGCAAAACAAACAAUUUUUACAUUUUCGGGCGCCAUUUUGCAUUUACCAUUUUUAAUGUCAUAUUUAAAAUCAGUGACCCCAAAAACACCUUAGAAACCCUUCAGGCUUAAUUUUUAUGCAAAACAAGCCAUUUUUAAUAUUUCCUGGCCCAAUAUUAGAUCCGCCAUUUUGUAUUUCCAAUUUUUAAAGUCAUAUUUAAAAUUAGCAACCUUGAAAAAAAUUGUAACGAGUAACUUUUUCUGUUGGUAACGCUUCAAGAUAUCUAAGUUACUAACACUGUCACCUAUCGUUUGUUAAUCCGGGUAUUCGUUAUUACUGUCAUUUAUCAUUACUGUCAUUUGUCAUUAUUGUCAUUUGCCAUUACUAUCAUUUGUCAUUAUUAUCAUUUGUCAUUUCUCUUACACUAUAAAAAUCAUAACACAAGAAAUUUAAAUAAAUAAGUAGAACUUCUAUUUUCUUUUUGUACCAAAAGAAAAUCCUGUAUUAAUGGCAUUACUAAAUUCAUAUUCUAUACCACGGGAGGUACUCCUGCUCCACACUUUCUCUCCAAUUUACCCAUAUAGGCGUUAGUAUACAAUUAAAAAAAAACACUAAUACCUCAAAUAUACCUUUCUCUAUCACUACUUUUAGACUUUGCAAGACAGGCAUUAUAAAAUAAUUUAUCUCGAGUAUCGGCCCUAGAACAGAGCCUUGGAGUAUUCCAUGAUUUAAUUUGUUUUGAAAAGAUCAUUCAUUAGUUUACACCACAAAGAGUAAUGGUUCCAUCUUUUAAUUUUUUUAUAAAUAUUGUUAAAAAUGAUAAAAAGUAAUGGCUCCAGAAUAUAGCUUUAUGGUAUUCUAAGCUUUAUUUUUUGUAACGUCAUUAACACAGAUGGUAAAAAGUAACGGUUUCACAACAGAGUUCUGGGGUACCCCAUGCUCAGUAAAUACUUUUUUAUGCAAGAUAUACAUCUUAAAAUAGCAAACAUAAUUUAUAUAGAGUAUCGACUCCAGAACAGAUCCUUAGGCUACUUCAUGAUUUUUUCUAGAUCAGUAAUUUAGAUUAUAAAAAGUAAAGAUCCUAUCCUUUUAAUUCUUUUAGAAAUUCAAUUAGAUGAGAAAGGGUAACGACCCCAGAACAGGGCCUUAUGGUAUUCCCUAAGUACUUUAAAGAGUAACGAUCUCAGACCGGAAGUCUGGGGUACGCCAUGCGGUUUAGGUAUACCCAUUCUGAAUUUUACAGAUUUAAUUCUAUUAGAAAUAUCAUUAUUAUAAAUAAUACUUAAAGACCCAAGAACAUAGGUUUGCGGUAUCCCAUGUAUUAUUUUAUUUGUUAUUAAGGUAGAGGUAAAGAAGGGUCUCAGAACAGGUCUGAGGUACCUAUUAUGAAUUUUACAGAUUUAAAAAUCUUUUAGAAAUAUUAUAAAUGAUAAAAAGUAACGGCCCCAGAACAGAUUCUUGUGGUAAUCCGUAUGUUUUUUUUUUUUUCUUUAAAUGUCAUUAACACAGAUAGUAAAGAAUAACGGUCUCAGAACAGAGGUCCACGUUUUAUUUAUUUUGAUUUAGGUUCUUAUAUCGAUACUGAAUUUUACAGAGUUAUCAACAGUUAUAUUUUUUUGUUAUGACGGUAUUAGAAAUAAGAAUAGAAAAAAAGUUAGAAAUGAAAAAUAAAUUUCUUACUGGAUUUGUUGAACAAAUUUACCGAAUAUUAUAGACGAAUUUGAACGUCCAAAUUCUGAUUUUGUAUAACAUCGAUUUCCGUGGAUUCUUCCAAGACUUGUCUCGCUGUGAUUUUCCAAAUUUUGCGGCCGACAUUUUUUGCAUUCGUACGUUUUGGAUAAAUACAUUCCAAAAAAUUCCUAAAAUGCAAUUAAAGAUGGAUUUCUAGAGGAUGCGCAUUCUGAGCUGUGAUAGAUAAAAAAAACGAAUGACGUAAAAGUUAGAUUAAGCUGACUAUAUUUAGGUUUAUAUCAGGUAUACAAGAUUGUUGCUGGGAGAAACUUUGAUUGUAUCCACAAAAAAAAUUUAUAAGUAGGUAUAUGAAUAUUAAUGAGUCGCGCUGUUGCACCUUGAGGUGUCGUGGAGAUUUGAAAAGUUAGAAUGUUUAAUAUAAAUGCAAAUAAUAUAGUUUUUUUUACAAUCUUUCUAUUAAGAAUUAAGACCUUUCGUCGUUUAAUAUUGGUAAUUCAUGCCAUUUUACAAAUAAUUGUAGUAUUUGUUGUACUUUAUAUACAGUAAGAAUCAAAAAAGUAUUGAUUUUUGAAAAAAGUCAAAACUUGGUUAAUUUUGUUUUAAAAAUUCCUCACUUUUUGACAAAAUAUACAGGGUGAUGCGUGUUAAUGUAGCUACGUCAUCGGAAUUUUUUUUAAAGGCAAUUCCCAUUUUUUAAUUCAUAUUUUUGACACUACCCAAUUGCCAGGUUCGGCCUGAAAACAGAAAUAAACUAAAUAUUUCAAAAAUACAGGGUGUUUCAUAAGGAAUAAUAAAUAUUUCAACCAUCGAUUCAGUGCCUUAAAAUAUUAAUACUUAUUAAUACCAAAUAACACUGAAUCACAUGUUACC
This is a messenger RNA of Psylliodes chrysocephalus, 5475 nucleotides long. Lineage: Eukaryota; Metazoa; Arthropoda; Insecta; Coleoptera; Chrysomelidae. The record is from the annotation of a GenBank genome assembly.